CUGAGACCCCUUUCCUCGAAGUUUGUCUGCUGGGGACGGGUGAUUCUACUUUAUCAUGGGCUAUCUGAGUGAUCUGCUUCUGGUGGUAUUGUUCCUCGGGACAGCUAUGCUCAACAGCGCGGAAAUUCUUCCGUAUCAUGAUUUUUCCUCUCCGGGAACGGGAAGCCCAGCUGUUAUAUUCUCUUCUGAGGCGCCUUUGAGGUUCAAUCCCAUCAUGCGAUCCUCAUUCUCGACCGACGGUCAAGACCAUCGAGGAGGAAAAGUCACCCUCGACCCAGGGAACGCCAAUAUCAUUUGGCCUGAGGCGAACGAAGACGACGGCGUCAAGAAUCCUCCCACCAUUUUCAUGGAUCCCGCGAAAGGAAGUGAUUUUACAACUACGGACUGCUGCGACGGAUCGGAUGAGUCAAGUUCAAGACCUUCGGGAGAUCGUCCAGAAAGGGAAAAUGGAAGCAAUGUCCAAAAGGGAUGGAACGACGGGCGAUCCAAGGGAUCUAUCAUACGCGAAAGCGUAUACGGAGGCCGUCCCAACGACUACGGGGAGGAGGAGACAGCCCUGCCCUUCGUAAAUUACAUGAACAUGCAGCGAAAACGUGACACCAGAGUGAGGAAGAGAAGGAGCCCGACAACUCCCGUUGAUGCAUUUACUUGCCUGGUACAGGCUGACAGGCACAGAGCAGAGUUGAGUGAGAAUCUCAAAACCCCAAAACUUUCCAAGGGUGCCAGAAUGCCAGAUUCAGGCAUGGGAGACGUUUUCCUCUGGCAUUCGUCAACUGAUGAAACGACCAACUGCGCAAUGUUCAUCAUCAUGAGAUUGUGGCAGUACCUUAAUAUUUUGGUGAUUUCUUGCUUGAACCUGUUCUGUACAUCUCGACCCUUUGUGAAACACAAGAAGACAUAG
Darwinula stevensoni is the source of this 901-nucleotide messenger RNA. Lineage: Eukaryota; Metazoa; Arthropoda; Ostracoda; Podocopida; Darwinulidae. The record is from the annotation of a GenBank genome assembly.